Molecule: messenger RNA, 2916 nt
Organism: Annulohypoxylon truncatum
Lineage: Eukaryota; Fungi; Ascomycota; Sordariomycetes; Xylariales; Hypoxylaceae
Exons: 1
Coding region: 621-2180 (519 amino acids)
Source: RefSeq, a predicted model, not a curated record
UUUAGUACUUAGUCAGAUUGUUGAUAUAUUAAUUCGCAUGAAUUUGAAAUGCUGUUUCAACAUGGAUCUUCUUCCUACCACGGCACUUUUUUGCCCUACGAUUCCCUAAGCUCGGGUAAUGCAACCCUAGACGUCAGCAUACCCAGCAAGAAUCGGACGAACCGAUUUAGAACGACAGUUCUUUAGCGCUUGCAGAUCUUACUCAGACGUUUUACUUUAUAGUAUUUGGGCUGUUGGGGAAAUUGCAAGUUGCGGCCGUUACGGCAGUGGCGGCGGCGGUGUCAGCGGUCUUGUUUGCUUCCUGUUCCUACUCUUCCUACGAGGCAGCAGCGAUGUUGAUUUACAAUGAUGUCAUUACCUAAUGUCAUCCGUACCUGCAGCGAUCACCUGCAUUUCUACUAAAUUUAGACUCCCUCUUUGAGAUUCUUCUGAUGAGGACAGAAGUCUAAUUCUAAGCUUAUUCACAGAUUCUGUUUAUUAAUGUCAUCUACCUUUUCAAAGGGAAUAAUUUAAAGUUGUGACAAAUUAACUGGUCAACCGUUUUUUCACGGCUAAGCUAAGUAAGAAACAAUUUGGAAAUUUCAUAUCCCCCUCUAUCUUCGUCUCAGUCAAUAUUCAAAAUGGCCCAAGAUGAAAGAAUCGACAAGUGGAUGUCACAAGGCAUCUUGGAGCCUUCUCGCAUUUUAGAGCGCAUUGAGGUAGAGCAUCUGAUCGAACCCGAUUCAGACAAUCUCCCCUCUAGCAUAGAAGAGCUCGAUGAAGCCGCCUUUAUUUCGCUACUAUGCAACAAGGGUGGCCUCCCUCAGCCUUGCGAGGGCUUCGGUCAUCUCAUCUAUAGCGUUGUCGCUUAUUUAAGCGCCACCCCUUUCUACCCUCAGCCAAGCGAGCAAGUUCCUUCAAGCCUUUCCCUCGCUGGGAUAUACCGAGGACUGGCAUGGAUCCUCCCGGAUACUCACCGCAGAAUAAUCGGGGCUGGCAGCUCUGCCCGCUCACGCACCGUGGCCGACCAUCGCAGACUACUCUUCCAAAGUUUAGCCACCGCAACACACAAUGGAUCAUACGAUCCAGCCGAAGCGCAGGAAAGGGCUAUCUAUAAUGCUCAUUUUGAGCCGGAUGCGUUCUACGACAACCCAGAUUGGCUGUUCGUCAACCGCGACGACGACGGUGAUGAAAUGUACCAUGAUGUUCUGGAUGUGUUGCAUGAAUGUCAGCCAGAACCCAACUAUCCUUACGGAGGUGUCCCGCGUGAUGGGUUUCGUGAGUUCGCUAAGACGCUCAUUAAGGGACAGCCUAAAUUCGACAGUCUAGCCAUUCCCCGGGAUCGAUUCACAACUUUUGUUACUUUCUUGCUAGCUCUGCAAUUUGAAACCCAAACCCCGGCAGAACCGGUACUAUCUCAGUACGAGGAGGCAGCAAAGGAUAUAGUAGCCUCGUUCUGCGGGGAUGCGAAAGCGGAUAUAAUUACCUGGCCCAGAUUCGACGACGCGCUUAAGCAGAUGCCUUUCCUCUUCGAUCCACUUCACAGAAUUCUAUCAGCAACAUUCUUGAAGGAGAGACCAUUUUCCGUUUCUGGCGACUGGAUAGCCCCUAUACCUCCUCAAGACAGUUUCAUGACUCUACCACGCCUAAGCCAACUGGCGACGAUGAUAAAUCAAGACGUGGAUUUUGAGAGCUUUGGUAGGGCUCAUCAAUUCCACAAGGGCAUCCGCCCCACAGCUGGAGUGUUAGCCAACUUCAUGAAGACGAUGCCCGAUCUAAGUAUCCUGACCUUGUGCGGACUGUCUUCGGCGGAUGAGAAGUACAUCUUUGGCGUCUUCAAGCCAUUGCUCCUCGAUGUGGAGAAGGAGACCGAGGGGGACGAGGACCACAGGGAGACAUCGGACGAAGAAGACGAGGAGCAGCGUAAGCCGGUCGUGCGGGAGAUGGAUCCUGUGCAUGAUUGGGUGGAAUUCCGUGGUCAUAUUAGGUUUCCCGCGCGGCCGAUCUUGUUCGUUCUCAGCCCAGCCCAGCGUGCCGUUCGAAUCAAGGACGAACCCCGCGUUGUUGAUGAUCGUCUUCACUUUGGAGAUGUCCUAACAAUCUCAAGUGACGGGACUGCAUCUAUCGGGAUCGGCGAUACGGCUAUACUCAUCAAGACCAAAGCCAUAGAGAUUUGGGGAGAAACUUCCACAAGGACGUAGGUUAGAUCUCCUGAUAAUCACAACAUGAGUUGUAGCCCAACUCUCUUGGUACCUACAUUUAGAGUGCCUUGGUCUUGCUCAUUUGAAUUCUCGACCAAUGCGGCAAUGCCACCUCUAUGUUUCAGGUGACGCUCCGUUAUCACAGCAUUCCCACUUGGUGCGAUGUAUGUGUGAUCCGAUUGCUUUAUGUAAGAGUCGACUUUUAUGCAUGAUCAUACGUAGAAUUAGUACUCCGAAACGGACUUGGCUUUCUACGGUAUUAUGGACGACUCAAGAGUCGGAAAGGGGUUGAAUGUUAUCUCUCAAUGUAUAAUAAAAGUACAUUGAAACGACUUCACGCCUAAAUAUGUUCCCCUAACUCGGACAAGAAGAUUUGAAGCUUUGUUGCAAAAACGUAUGCUCAAUUUCUCCCGGAAUAUUUCUCCGAGAGGGGAAUAAGGAGCCUAUAAAGUUGUGCAAUGGACGAUGCCAACGGCUGGGCUCGACUGACAAUGGCACGUAAAAGAUAUUUUGGCUCAAAGAGAGGACAGGUGUUUUUUUUAAUGAUGAGUACAAUUAGAAAAUAUUUGUAUAAAUGUCGAGUUGCCUAGGGUCGAGGAAGGAUAAUGAAUCCUUGGGGUCUACGCUCUAGGGUUGUUGACGCUACAGAAAGUGGUAUCCACUCCUAUAACAACUAUCCCCCUCAGGAAGAUAAGAGAUGGAUUUGAUUGUUGCUGUAUAAUAUACCUAUGUGCUA